UACACACAAAGACGCAUUAUGCGUCCAGACGAACUACCUUUCGAAGUGCGUCGUUCAAGACGCAUUUCAAAUGAAAGUUCGUCUAGACGUAUAAUGCGUCUUGUGCCCGUCUUUACACGAGAGACGCAUAACCGGACGAACUACAAAUGUUUGCCCAAGUUCGUCCAGACGGAUAAUGCGUCUCUAGUAUAAAAACGGCCAUUGCAUGUCGUUUGGACGUUAAUUGUUUGGAAGUCUGCGGUUUGUUAGCAGUCAUGGGUGGAAAAUGACAAACAAUGGAUUGCCGGAUUUAGUUUUGAAUGAUCUUGUCCACUCCCAGGAAAAGAAUUUGUGUGCGCGCCGCUCGACCAUGAAAAACUCCGGAAAACAAGUUGGAUUUCAGGUCUUGAUAAGAACCUUCUUGAAAGUUGAUUUAACGACCGAUUCAAGAUGAUAAAGAGUAUUUACAUCAUGGUAAUUAGAGGAUAAUUGGAGGAUGUAGAGCACCAAUUAUCAACCUUGAGAGGUACAAUAGCGAAGCUUGACUAACAACAUGGCGGACGAAUCGGCGAACGAGGCUCACGAGCUGGAGGGGACCUUCGCUAACAGAGCAACCGAAUGUUGUGAUUUAUUGUCGUACCUAAAACGUUUGGUCUAUGAAGCUUUGUCUACUGUUGUUAGUAUGGAUCAAACGAAUCUAGAUUCGUGUUCUCUGAAGUUCAACAAGAAAUUGGAAAAUGGAGAUUUAAUCAUUCCAGCUUUUGUACGGAGUUAUCUUCGCGCUGGCAAGGUUGAAUUUCAAAGUCUCUGUCAGGAGAUAAGUGACCAUGUGUCUAAAGUUCAGUUUGUCAGACAGUGUUGUGUGACAAGUGGGGGAAAUCUUCUGUUGAGUCUCAACAAGGCAGAUGUAACAAGUGCUGUGUUUAACAAUAUCAUCAAAGAAACAGAUCAAUAUGGACAGUCAAGCAAGCAGACACAUCAGUGUGUUUUAUUGAAUCCCUCUCUUUCGGUUCAUGUGGAGGAUGAAGGUCAUUUAAAUCUGGAUCAACUGAGAACAAUUCUCAUUUUUGAACACAUUAAGGAACUUUUAAAUGCAAAUGGGUAUGUACAGUUUAUGGCAGUUUCAAAUGCUUAA
Molecule: messenger RNA, 1114 nt
Organism: Pocillopora verrucosa
Lineage: Eukaryota; Metazoa; Cnidaria; Anthozoa; Scleractinia; Pocilloporidae
Source: RefSeq, a predicted model, not a curated record